Drosophila bipectinata is the source of this 850-nucleotide messenger RNA. RefSeq names its product smooth septate junction protein snakeskin (gene Ssk). Gene Ontology annotation, biological process: septate junction assembly. The record is from RefSeq and is a predicted model, not a curated record. Gene Ontology annotation, cellular component: plasma membrane. Lineage: Eukaryota; Metazoa; Arthropoda; Insecta; Diptera; Drosophilidae.
AACAGGUUGACUGGCUUCCACUAAUGAUUUCAGUUUAGUCGACGACCGACAACGAUACGAACACGAAUCACUUGUUGUAGUUUCCGCGUGAGAAUUACAGAGCAGAUUCAAACGAUCAACAAAUCUAAAUAUUUGACGAAAAAAAUGGUGUCCGUGGAGACAGUUGGUUCUAUUUUCAUCAAGGCCCUGAAGCUGAUCAUCAACUUGGUGAUCAUCUUUCUGUAUCGUUGGGGCGAUGGCGGAGAAUUCCUGGGUAUCGGAGGCACUUGGAACUUGAACGAGGAGAAGAGCGCGGAUGCGGAAAUUGUGGCUUCUGGAGUGAUGGUUGGAUUCCUGAUCUACACAGGAUGUCAUACGAUUGCCUAUGCCUUUGGAACUACCAAGCACAAGGGAGAACUCUGUGACACCAUCAUGAACGUGGUUGGCACCAUCAUGUGGAUCGCCGUGGGCGGAGUGGCUCUCCACUACUGGAAGGGAUACAUGUCCGACGAGGGAUUCCUGUACGUGAACUCGGAACGCCAGGUGGGCAUUGCCAUGGGAUCGCUCUGCGUGAUCGAGGGUGCCCUGUAUCUGCUGGAUACCGUUCUGGCCUGCAUACACUACUCCAAGGGCGACACCGACUACACGCAGUAGAGGAGGUCCGUUCAGGUGGAGAUCAGCAAUCGCCGAAUAAACACAUUAUACAUUUUUCCUAAUACUUAGAAGAUUGAUUUAAGUUCAAAUUAGUUUUUAUCCGCAAUCGUAAGGGUCCCAUGUCGUUGUACUUUAAAUAACUAACUAACUCUUUAACUAUUCCAAUCACUAUUUACACCUCAAGUUUGGCAAAUACAAAUAGUUAAGACCAAGCCAU